AACAGUUGAGAGGGAGGGCGGCGAGUCCGGAAUAUGACUUCCGCUCGGCCGCCGGGUGUUUCCUCAUCAACCUCAAUCAAUUCUUCGUCUUCGUCUUCGUUUUCGUCGUCGUCAGUAUCUCCUCCUCCAUUGAAGUCGCCGGACGCUUCCCCACCUCCGACCGCUAGCCCAACACCGCCCGAUAAAUCACCGCCCUCGCCUCCUUCAUCCUCGAAAGACUCCUCGCCAUCGCUGGAGUCAGACGAUGGCUCUUCUUCAGUUCCCUCGCCAUCUCCACUGCCCACCUCGCUGCGGCGGCCCUCUCGGACAUCGUCGUCGCCGGUCACUCCCUACUCCAAGUCGUUGGUGCAUGCUGAUUCCACGAAUGAUUCAGGGGGGUCAACACCGGCAGACUCAUUCUCCAAGUCAAGUGAAGUUCACCAUUCUGAUAUGAACUUGCCGCUUAUCAUCGGAGUGGCGGCAGGCUUAGGGCUAUUCUUUGUCCUCAUGGUAAUUGCAUGCGUCUGUUGCUCCACGAAGAAGAAGAAGAAGGACAAGGACAAGGGCCACAACGCUAUGCAGUACUAUUCCGAUCCUUCGGGAUACAAAGACAGCGACUAUUACGGCGGUGGACCGCCCCAAAAGUGGCACAACGAAGGCCAUGACGUGAAGGUACCACCACCUCCGGGACCCUUGCACGGAGGAGGGUGGCAUGCUCACCAUCCUCCGCCCAUGAUGAACAGCGAAGACGCAACCUCAGCCUACUCAGCGCCUCAUGGUCCUCCACUGCCACCCCCCUCCCCUGUCAUCGCCCUCGCCUUCAACAAGAGCACCUUCUGCUACGAAGAGCUCGCGACUGCUACCAACGGGUUCUCGCAUGCUAACCUGUUGGGGCAGGGAGGAUUUGGGUACGUGCACAAAGGAGUUCUCCCCAAUGGGAAGGAGAUCGCAGUAAAGCAACUCAAGUCGGGGAGCGGACAGGGAGAGCGGGAGUUCCAGGCUGAGGUCGACAUCAUUAGCCGCGUUCACCAUCGCCACCUCGUGUCCCUCGUCGGAUACUGCAUCUCUGGUUCACAGAGAAUGCUGGUGUACGAGUUCGUCCCCAACAAGACUCUCGAGUACCACCUCCAUGGAAAAGGACUCUCGGCGAUGGAUUGGUCGACCAGACUCAAAAUUGCGUUAGGAUCAGCCAGAGGACUCGCUUACCUGCAUGAGGACUGUCACCCUCGAAUCAUUCACCGUGACAUCAAGUCUGCCAACAUCCUCCUGGAUUUAAAAUUCGAAGCCAUGGUGGCAGAUUUCGGGUUGGCCAAACUGUCGUCCGACAACCACACUCAUGUUUCCACACGUGUUAUGGGAACGUUCGGGUAUUUGGCUCCUGAGUACGCAUCGAGCGGGAAGCUGACAGAGAAAUCUGAUGUCUUUUCCUAUGGAGUGAUGCUUCUGGAGCUGAUAACAGGACGACGACCGGUCGAUACACACACAUUCAUGGAAGAUAGCUUGGUGGACUGGGCAAGGCCUGUGUUGUCGCGUGCUUUGGCUGACGGAGACUACGAUGAGAUAGCUGAUCCACGCUUAGAUGGCAACUACGAUCCCAUGGAGAUGGCACGCAUGGUGGCUUGUGCCGCUGCCAGCGUUCGCCACUCUGCGAGAAGACGACCGAAGAUGAGCCAGAUUGUGAGAGCAUUGGAAGGCGACGUAUCGCUGGAAGACUUGAACGAGGGGAUGAGGCCCGGGCAGAGCAUGCUCUUCGGCUCAGGCUCCGACUAUGAAUCGAACUCGUACACCUCCAGCAUGAACCGUCUCAGAAAGGUUAUGAUCGCAAGCCCUGAAUACAGUGAUGGGUACGACGGACCGAUCACAGAAUUCGAGCAUUGCCAUUCUGCAUCCAGCAGCGGAGGAUUCUCCGGCGACUUGAAUCCUAUCGGAAAACAAAGGCAUUUUUGA
Molecule: messenger RNA, 1926 nt
Organism: Musa acuminata subsp. malaccensis (wild Malaysian banana)
Lineage: Eukaryota; Viridiplantae; Streptophyta; Magnoliopsida; Zingiberales; Musaceae
Product: proline-rich receptor-like protein kinase PERK4
Biological process (GO): protein phosphorylation
Molecular function (GO): ATP binding; protein kinase activity
Source: RefSeq, a predicted model, not a curated record